AGUCACGCCAAUAAAGUGCGUAAAAUGCGAACCCAUUGGGAGAGUGAGGCGUCUAAACAGCAAUACGAGGCGGCCGUACGUCUGGCCAAUGGUUUCAUGAAUUUGACCAUAAGUAAUAUACCACCAAAAAUACUACAAGUCAUCAACUUUAUAGGCAUCAGCGGUAGUGAGAGUAUCGGAUGGUAUAAUAUUGAUACGGCAGCAUAUAAACUACCAGGCAUGUUUAGCGAACUGGCCCGACUGGUUCGCGUAUUUUAUUGGAGCUACAUUGAGCCGCACCUAUGUCUAGGGCCCCUAAACGUGGAUCAUUGUCAAAAAUUACUCGACAUACAGCUAGAAAAGUAUCCUAAAAAUUUAAUGCUAAACAUAUACAACACAAAAUUGUUGCAAUUAAACGGCCGAAUCGGACCGGCGAUCGACGCCUACCAAAACUUGCUCACCGAUCAACACCUGACACCCAAAAGGGUGAUGUACUUCGAGCUGAUGUGGUGUUACGCACUCGUAGGCGAUAUAGACCGCGCCAUAGAGUACGCCGAGCUGUUCCGCACGGGUAGUAUGUAUUCGCCAGCGAUGGCCACUUUUAUUGAAGCCGUGUUUCGGUACGUAAAGAUUGUGCCGACAGUACGUAUCAGACAUGUGGGCAAAACAAUAACACCGGAAAAGUUGGCUGUCGUCCGAUCGGAGAAAUACUUGAAAUGCAAUCAUAUGUUGAUUUUGCCGGAUGUGGAAGUGUUAUACGAGUUAAAUUUGUUGCGAUUUAUUAGAGGCGAUAAACUACUGUUAUCCAAAUUUAUGGAUCGGAUUAAUAAGGAAUUGACGAAAUAUAAGAGUGAUCUCACUGGAAGUGAUUAUUUGGACAACUAUUUGAUGGCUAAAUAUCUAGAGGGUGUGGUCUCUAAAUUAUUGUUUGACUACACAAAAGCCAAACAGUGUAUGGAUGUUGUUAUCGCAAACGAUGGACGGAUUGGACGAGAGUUUUCACUGCCGGCUCAGGCGGCGCUUGAAAUGGGUUUAAUUGAAUACGAGAUGAAAAACCACGAAAAGGCCAUCGAAUUGCUAAACAAAUGCAUUAACGAAUACACGGGUUAUCUGAACGAGAACUAUGUCCACCUCCGGGCGUUUGCCGCUCUCAGAGAGCUCGGCGUCGGUGUAGAGAAACACUCGGAGGACGACAACAAAUUGGAAGAAUAUAAGAAUCAAUGGCUUAAUGGUAUGAAUAUUAAGAAGAAAACAUACGACCAAUUGAUGGAAACCGAAGAAAAGGAAAUUAUAGUCAAUAAUUGA
Medioppia subpectinata is the source of this 1284-nucleotide messenger RNA. Lineage: Eukaryota; Metazoa; Arthropoda; Arachnida; Sarcoptiformes; Oppiidae. The record is from the annotation of a GenBank genome assembly.